Messenger RNA from Diprion similis, 3332 nucleotides. RefSeq names its product 7SK snRNA methylphosphate capping enzyme bin3-like. NCBI's taxonomy places the organism in Eukaryota, Metazoa, Arthropoda, Insecta, Hymenoptera, Diprionidae. Bases 200 to 2272 code for a protein of 690 amino acids. The transcript has 5 exons. Gene Ontology annotation, molecular function: RNA methyltransferase activity; O-methyltransferase activity; snRNA binding. Gene Ontology annotation, biological process: snRNA modification. The record is from RefSeq and is a predicted model, not a curated record.
GAAAAUGGAGAUUGAACAGAGCGAGCAAAGGAGGCAUUCGCCAUCGUUGAUGGUUGUAUGGCAGGCGUCGUGAAACGGGCGGGUCGCUGCAGGGAAGAAUAGAGCGUAUUUUUGUGCUUAAUGACUGUCGAAAGUGGACCGAAUCGAGGAAGAAAAUAGCCGGGAGCAGUAGAAAGUCCAGCGAAUUGGAAUCAGUAAGAUGUCGUCAGCUCAAGUCGAUCGUCCAAUGAAGAUGGGAAGUGUGAAAGAAAAGAAGGAGAGCGAAAAGGGUAAAAAAUCUGUGAACCUUGCUUACAAGAAGCACAAGCACGAGGAAAGUCGUCAUUUUAAGUUCAGCAGAAAACGAUCGCAGAGUUUCACAGGAAAUGGUAAAUUUUUUCCACCUCAUAAGCGGCGUAAGAAAGACGGAGGGAUUAUUCCGCCGACAAAGUUUUUGCUCGGCGGCAACAUCUGCGAUCCGUUGAAUCUGAACAGCAUGCAAGACGAGGAGAUAAACAGAGCGAUGAAUGCGGUUACUCCAAAGUCGAGUCCUCUGCCGACGCCAAAGCACAGAAAAGGCGCCAUCGAAGUUAUCAUUCCGCCAAACAUAUGCGACCCUCUGAAUCUGAACAAUUGUAACGACGACGAUGAGUACGAGAAACAUCUGAUUUCCCCCACAAAAAAGGGCUCCAAGAGACGAAACAGAAAACGCAAACGCGCAUCGUCUGGCUCUGGAAAAGACGACGCUAUCGAACCAGCCGCGGAAGCGAAGAACAAGGAAAAGGAAACGGUGGAAAAUUCUGAACCUGUGCCUGCUGGUGCUGAAGAGAAGAUCGAGAUUAUGCUCGCCCCUGCACCUCUGAGUUCUCCGCCUAGUAACCCUCCGGUGGUGGAAACUAAACCAGAAAUUAUUAGUCCUCAGAAGGAUAAGAACAAAUUACGUCUCAAGGGGCUGGACGAUCUGAAAGACAAACGACUGCGCAAGAUGGACAUUAAGGAUAAAAUUGUCAGCCCUGUUAUCCCGCAACCUGGGGCGUGGAAACCGAGACCGCAGCAUCGUGCUAGUCAGGACAAAAAGAAAAAGGCACAAAAAUUGCCCAACUUUAGAGCCAAGGAUGCGCAGUAUCAAUACGGCAACUAUAACAGGUAUUACGGAUAUCGAAAUGCUCAUGUCGAAGAAGACGGAAGACUCGGCGUGUUCGCUAGAAGAAAAGAGUUAUUCUACGGGAAGGACGUACUGGAUAUAGGAUGCAACAUUGGACAUAUUACACUGUCGGUUGCUCGUGAUUUUGCCGCACGUAGCGUGACCGGAAUAGAUAUCGACAGGAAGCUGAUUAACAUAGCGAGGAAGAAUGUCAAGCAUUAUGUGAAUUGCGUCAGAUCUCCGGCGACUCACGAGGACGGAGAAAAAGGAAAAGACUGCGACGCGAGUUUUUAUCCUCUGUCGAUGCCGAUCAGCUACGGACUUAUCGAUAUACCUGGUUUCACAAAGAACAAAAAUCAAAAAGGCUUCCCAUACAACGUCACCUUUGUACAGGGUAACUAUAUAUUGGAAGACGACGCGCUGCUGGCUUCGGAACAACCACAAUUCGACGCUAUAUUAUGCCUGUCGAUAACAAAGUGGCUGCACUUGAAUUUUGGCGAUUUGGGGCUGAAGAGAGCAUUCAAAAGAAUGCACGCCCAGCUGAGACCCGGCGGUGUACUUGUACUCGAGCCUCAGAGUUGGGGCAGCUACGGAAAAAAGAAGAAUCUCACUGAACGGAUAUACAAAAAUUAUCACAGCAUCGAGUUCUUACCGCACAAGUUUACGCAGUAUUUACUAUCACCGGAGGUUGGUUUCAGUAAAUGCGAGGUAGUUUCCAUACCGCCACAUCCUUCCAAGGGCUUCCAGCGGCCGAUUCAGCUUUUCACAAAGGCACCUCUGAACCCCGAGACUGCAGGUGAACCGACACCAAACUUGGUGGCACAAAGUGAGCGCAGAGAUUUUGAAAGGGAUUUAUUUCCAAAGGAUUCUAAAAAGGACGGAGGAAACAUGUCGGAGAUGAGUCAAAUCAGCACAGAGUCACUUAGUCAGUACGAGCAACUAGAAAAUGUUUACGCGCCCAGCGCCACUCCUUGCUACGACACCCCUUGCUACACCAACGACAGUCAGCCAAUAGAGCCUAAGACGAUGUGUUACAUUGACAUGGAUACAGAGAAUGCCGAAAACGCUGCUGCAAGUGCGGCUGUCGGUGCCAGAGGUGAAAAGAUAGACAUUGGUAACGAUAAUAAGCAGCAACCAAAAGGCAGAUGAUAAGAAAUUUGAAGAACCGUCGGCGAUAAUCACUGCGAGUAAAUUAACCGAGUAUCGACUAAACCAGAUAAAAGUUGGAGCGUGGAACGAAAGGGUGAAAUUUGAAGAAAGAGAAAGAAUGAAAAAAAAAGACUCUACCUACUUUUGAUAAAAGGUAGAUACGAUUCUAGCGGCUAAUUGAUACUUUACUGUCAAAAUUUAACUCGAAACAAAAAGAAAUAUACAGAUAUUGAUAAGUACCAGUGACGACAAUCGCGAAUGCGAUAGCCUAGCUAAAUAGCAUUCUAAAAACUGUAUUUCUGAUCGAAGAGGUGGAAGGUGAUACAUUUCUCUCGGGCUCGGUGGACAAGAAGAAGGAGAAGAAGAAGAAGUGAAAAAAAAAUGAAAAAGUAGAUGAAUCUGAGCUCAAGUAUAAAUGCGGUAAAGUGCGGUAAAACAAUAAUAUGAAUAAAAAAAAAUUCAAAACACUGUAAAGAGUGGUGAACCAAACUAUGAAGAUCGUAAAAGAACUGUGCGAUCGUUAACAACCUGCAAGAUGAAACAGAAAUCGGUUGUAUAAAUACGUACGUAAAUCUAAGGUACAGGCGGUAUCUAUGAGAAAGUAGAAAGAAAGAGACUGGAGAAUAGAUGAAACGAGAAACUUGCGACUAGCAAAAGAGAAGGGAAUUAAUGGAAGAGAGAAAUAUCUAUCUAUAGAUGUAAAAAAAAAAAAAAAAAGGGACAUGAGAGAAGUCCGAAGAGCAGGCACAGCCAGCGACUAGGCGAGUGCGAGCGCGAAAAGUUAAAUCCGAUAAGGCGUAAGUUGGAAUCGUACGAUCGAACUUGAAUUGUUAUUGUUCAGGUUGUAAAUGGUGGUGCUAAUAAGCCUGGUGUGCAUGCGCUGUACCUGAUUACCGAUUUACUUAUUAUUAGCGAAUAGGUACGUACCUCACAGCCAAUGAAACGUCGCUGUUGUUUUACCAUUUGAUUGUCGACUUCUGUUUAUAUUAUAAUAAUAACAUACGUUUAAAAUUACUUAACAUUCUCGCUAUGUAAAUACAUACAUAUAAUAUUCUAGUAU